AUGUCUUCGAGAAAAAAGGUCCUUCUAAAGGUAAUAAUUCUAGGCGAUAGUGGGGUUGGCAAAACUUCGCUUAUGAAUCAGUUUGUCAACAAGAAAUUUUCCAAUCAGUACAAGGCUACCAUAGGCGCAGAUUUUCUCACGAAGGAGGUAAUUGUUGAUGAUAGGAUUGUCACAAUGCAAAUUUGGGAUACAGCUGGUCAAGAGCGUUUUCAAUCUUUGGGGGUGGCCUUCUACCGUGGUGCGGAUUGCUGCGUAUUAGUGUUUGACGUAACGGCCCCUAACACGUUCAAGUCCUUGGAGAGCUGGCGAGAUGAGUUCUUGAUACAAGCAUCGCCUCGUGACCCUGACCACUUCCCGUUUGUCAUCCUAGGUAAUAAAGUGGAUUUGGAUAAUCGUGCCGUUUCUGCAAAACGUGCUCAGCAGUGGUGUCAGAGUAAAAAUGAUAUACCCUAUUUUGAAACCAGUGCCAAAGAAGCUGUCAAUGUAGAAUUAGCAUUCCAAACCAUUGCUCGUAAUGCAUUGGCACAGGAAACAGAGGCAGAACUGUAUAAUGAGUUUCCAGAUCAAAUUAAACUGAAUGCCAAUGAUAACAAUCGCAACAGGGAUGGAGACAACUGUGCUUGUUAG
Molecule: messenger RNA, 627 nt
Organism: Pieris macdunnoughi
Lineage: Eukaryota; Metazoa; Arthropoda; Insecta; Lepidoptera; Pieridae
Source: the annotation of a GenBank genome assembly